Molecule: messenger RNA, 5033 nt
Organism: Rhopilema esculentum
Lineage: Eukaryota; Metazoa; Cnidaria; Scyphozoa; Rhizostomeae; Rhizostomatidae
Source: RefSeq, a predicted model, not a curated record
UUGAUUGAAUAUCAUUUCACUGGAAACGCUUGCUGAGGAAUGCAUGUCAAGUAAAGCGAGUUUUCAAAUUAGUGUACAAUGUAGUAACUAUAAAGAAGAAUAAAAUGCAAUGGCAUAAGGUACAUUGUUUGUCAUCAGUGCUUACAACAUACAGAAUAUUAUGUAUUUUCAGUAGAAUAAAGUACAAUUGGGUUCAAAACAGGUUAUCUCAGAUAUAUCAUGAAUGUAUUGGGUGUUUGUGCCUCAAAACUUCUGAAGCAUACCCACCAAUAUAAUUGGCCUUAUUUAUGCAAUAUAUUUUCUAAUGGAAAGCAAGGAAAAGUACAUAAACAAAAAGCAUAUUCUAUAAAUCAUUAACAUUUCAUUGGGUAUGUUGGUACCCAACUGUUUGAUCUAAUGCACAUUCAUUUAAAAGAACCAGUGAGAUUCUUGGGGACUUAUAGUAAUAUGCUAGGAUUAUAAUUGUAAAGCUACCCCACCCCUAAAUCUGACAUUAGACCACAAGAACAGAAAAACUGGGAUUAAUUCCUCUCCCUUAUGUUGUUUCAUUCUUUUAGCCCAUUUAGGCCAUUGAUAUAGAAUAAUUAUAAGAUAAUAUAUAUAUGAUUAUUUGAUGUCAUCACAGUGUCCCUUCUUUUCAAUUUGUUCUCCUCUCUUUAUUGGGCUGUUUAGGGUUUUUUUUUACUUUCUGCUAACUUUUUCUGUUCUUAUGAAUUUUGAUUGUACAUUGCAUUAGUUCUUUUCUGUAAAUAUCACACAAAAUUCUUUGUUUGUAGUUUUAGUAAAUUCAAAAGCUGUCAUUUUGUUUAUGCCCAGCAACACUUUGUUUUCAAGCCUUGAUUGGUAAACUUUGUGACUUUUAUGCCUUUAUAUAGGUCUUUUUGCAACUUCUUGUAUGUUCUUGGUUUUUCAUUCUACUUUUUUGAAAAAUUAGAUUUUUACUUCAUCAAAUAUAUCUUAUAAACAGUUGGAUCUAGAUCAUACAACUAAAGAGCUUUAAGAAUUUGCUUUGUCAUCAAAUAUUCAGCCCAUCCUCGCCAGGUUUCAAGGCCAAUCUCCACUGAUGCUUUUUUGUAGCAUUCGUUUGAAAAAUUUGUGACGACAAACGAGGAGAAAGAAAAAUUUCAUGAGAAAAGCGUUUGCCCAUCUAAAAAUUUGCUUGGCCAAUAGUUAAAGUAGUUUCUACUUUUGGUCAAGCAAAAUUAUUCAAAGUAAACAUAGGACAAUAGAAUUGCAUGGUUUUCUUAAUCGGCCUUUGCAAGAUGACAUUUUCACAGCAACCGGAACUUAAUAACAGUGAAACUAACUUCCAGUUAUGUACUUUGUUUGGUAGAUUAAGUAAUAAUUCUUUACCGCAAGCAAAUAUAAUUUUUUAAAUGCCGAAUUAAUUGGUAUUCACCUUUCUGAUCUCUGUCUUUAUGUAAUUUGUGCACCCAUUUUUUUGUGCUUAUUUUUAAAAUCUUGAUUCCCCUUCCAAUGUAAAUAUAACAGUAUUUCUUCUUUUCUCAUAUACAAAAAUCGUAAAAGACAGCUCUGAGACAACAUAUUUGUCCUGAGAGCAGAGGUGAUUUGGCACCGUAUUUGCAGGGUGGCUAGCAAACCAAAAGGGCCCAGUUAAGGGUGUUGCAGACUUUUUUAAACCACACCCAGUAAUGUAAGCAUAUCGUAAAUUACACUCAGCCCAAAUCAAUUAUGGAUGGGUGUUGUACUCUAUUUAAAUCAAGGAUUAUAUAUAUAAUUGAAGUUGUGCAGUCCCCAACAUGAAGGUUUUCAUGUUGUUUCUGCUUCUGCAGCUCUUGUAUGACCCAAUGAUGAAAUGGUGGAAUAUGGAAUGGCGGGCGCAUGAUCGCAAACCAUGAAAUCACUGAUAACGUAUGAUAGAUAACCGAAUGACAAAAUGAUGUUUUACAGCGAAAAUAUAUUUUAGUAAAAUAAGUAAUCAGUACCAUAAUUUAGUACCAUAAAAAAUUGGCGGAAUUAUCAUUUAUUAUCGAGGUCCCACUUACCGAUUGCAACGUCAUUUGGAUACUUAUAUUUUGUAAGAAACCACUUAUAAACUCCAAUACUAACUAAGAACAAAUCAUUUUAGAGACUUUUUGUCGUAGAUCUUUUAGUCUAAGAAAUCUAAUGGUAUAACUUUAUUUAAGAUCUGAUUAUUCUUAGAAACUCUCAGUACAGAUACAAUUAUGUAGCUUUUUUUAUAAGAAAUAGCUGUUUUGCGACAUAUUUUUAAAAAAAUUGUUAUUUGUUAAAUUUUGUUUUGUUGGAAGUCAGUGAGGUUACUUAUUAAUCAUCAAUCUUUUUGUUGUUUUGUUGAAAAGAUUACCACAUAGUUAAGCAGAUAUUAAUGAUAUUAAUGUUUUAGAUUUUUUGGUUUGCAGUUAAGGAAUCCAGUUGUUGCUGCCUUAGUUCGUCACAUUUAAUGGUCUUAAAAUGUGUGAUCAUUCAACCUCUUUAGAAUAAAAAUUUUUUCAGUAAUAAAAUUUUUCUCACAACCAAAAUUAAUUUGGUUUGGCACUGCUGGUGACAGCUAUUGUUGUAUAUAUUCAGCAGGGAUCCUCCCAGACCGUCAAAUUUGCCGAAAAAAAAUCAUUUAUUUGCCAACAGGUUUGAAAAUUUGCCGACCAGCCAUCCCUUGAUGGCAAACACUCUACGCCUUUGAAAUAUGAUUUUUUCAAGGGUAUCCACACCCCUCACGCCCCCUUUCAUGCCGGCUCUGCUGGCCCCCCCCCAAACAAAAAGUUGUAUCUCGGUCCUUGGAUUACGGAAUGGUAUCUGAAAUUUGCCAAAUUGCAUAUUGCGUGAAUGCAAAAUUCGGGAUUUUGCAUUUACCGGAUCCAUGAAACACAAUGCAUACAUUCCAGAUUUCGGUAACUGAUUUUAGUCAUAGAUAUCACCCCAUAGAAACUUUCGAAGGAAUAAACUUUUUGCGUUUCUUGGCGUUUUUGGCCUAAAAUCGCGAGUGUUUGAUACGCGAAACUUCUAGAAAUACUAAAUUUGGGAACCUCUAUUUUUUGUAUCAGGAAUUUUGCUACCGAUCCUCUUGCAAACUUUGAUGAUGAAUGAUUGUUUUGAACAAAUCUUAAUAUUAUUUUCAUUGUUUUUUGGCAUCAUGUGGAUUAAAAGUAAAAGGAAACAACCUCAGUUGAAUAGAAAUGAUUUUCGCGCAAACGCGAAAGUCUGUUUUUGCGAAAGAUCCUGUUUCGCUUCUUUCAUGAAAGUUGACCAAAAAUUUGGCGCUUUUAUCGAUUGGAGACUUAUAUGUGAGAAUUAUAUGUGAGAAUAUGACCUUUGGGGACAUCUGAUCGCGCAUGGAAGGUAAUUAUUAUAUAAAUUCAUUAUUUCUAUAGAUUUAAAUAUUUUUCUUAUAUUUUAGAUUGUAAAUUGAUAAGUAAAGUUUGUAUUUUAUUUGGUGAAGGGUUUCUCGUGUGUGCGAAAAUAAAAAUGAAAAAAGAAAUGAUUAUUAGCUAGGAAUGUAACAAUGGCGACUCCAGACAACUACCUAACGACAACAACUUCUACAAUCUCUACAUAUAGUUUCAAAUUAUUCCCUAGGAAGUAGGACAGACUUCUUGUCUUUGUGCGAAAUUUGAAAUAGAUUUUCUGUAUAGUGGAUGUUGGUAACCGUGGGGCCUGUGGCCUGCGCGAAGACUUCGUCCCUGCGUAGUUGUGAAGCCAGCACGCAUGUUAGGGGCGUUGGCUGUGACUGUAAUAUCUCAGUUUAUGAAAAUUUUCUUCUUCAACUUGUUUAGAAAGGGCCCGUUAUUUAUUUUUUGCUUUGCAUAUCUUUUUGCUAUGCUUUGCAUAUCCGAUCGCCACCUUGCCAUCCGGGCCAAACCGCCCCUGCCUAUAAGUCUCCCGUGCGCUGAAAUUUGAUCGAAAUCGGUGGAGAUUGGAACGAGCAGAAUUAAGUACGAACGCUUUAGCGAACACUAUGAAGCAAGCGUCAGUGGAAAUUCGGCUUCAGUGCGUCCAAACUAUUGCUUUAAGCACAAACAAUAUCAGGUUUAUAUCAGGUUUUAUCACGAGGACAGUCAGCAACAUAGUGGGCUAGCAGCCUCAAAUCUUGUGUUGACUGAUAAGGUUAAUCUGACGUCACGCCGUUGCGUCACAAUGACAUAAAUAUAUAACACGACAUCAUACACUUUCAGUAUCUCUAUUCCAGCAGUCAGUGAAUAAUCAGUGUUGUCUUUGGUUUUGAGCAUGUCUCCAAUUAGUCAGCUUCAAGUUAUAAUCGACAGUAUCACACAAUUAUCAUAUCAGGACCUGGCAAUGCCCUUAUGUUUCGGAAUGGGUCAUAACUCGGGGGAGCACUCUUUGGCAUACUUCACGGUGUCAUUCGUCAUCUCCAUUCUCCUUGCAAAAGUUGUUUUGGCAUUGACGGGUGGAAUUGUCUGGUAUAUUACAAAGCGAGUUAGAAGACACUCAAUGAAACAAGUGGCUUUCGGUGCCGUAGUGGAUUUGCAAAAUCUUAGUAACCCAAACGAAGAGGAUGGACGGGUUAGCAAACCAAAGGACAGGAGUGUACCUGCCGAGUAUCAAGGAAGAAUUCGCCCAGUAACAGAAAGGACUCCUGUGACACCAUCUUUGCCCAGGCUUGGUUCCAACAGGAACGUUGAAAAGCCAUCCUUUAUCAAAGGAGACAUAAACAUAGACCCUGAAAAGUGUCAAGGUUUCUUUUCACGAGGAAGCAUUACAUUUGAACCAGCAACAGUUGCUGGAGAGCCGAGCAGAGUGAGCAUAGAGUAUGAUGAAGAAAUGAGCAAGUACCUGCAUAAAAUAAUGAGGAAGAAAUCCAGGUUAAACGAAAGAUUCAUCUAUUUGCGUAACCCACUAAUAAUCACAGAUGAGAAUGUAAGGUGGUUCGGGGUUGGUGUCUGCCUAUCUCUUUGCGUUGUUUCAAUAGCCCUUUCUCGAAGGAAUCAAUGAAAAUUCAUCACACAUUACAUCACAUAACUCUUUUUUGUAUAGUAGUUACAAAUCCAGGCAUUUUUGCUUCAAUUUUACAGAUACCUUGUAGAUAUUCAAAGUUU